AAUGUCCGUAGUGUAACUGGUCAAUGCCAAUAGUGCGAUAUUUUCUGUUUGUAGCUAAUGACACUCGAUAUCGAUGUAUGUGUAUGAUUUGCUAUAAAAAGGAUUAACGUCUUGUAUUUCUGAAAUUCAUUUGUUCCAAUUGUCCAUCUUGAAAAAAAAAAACAGUGGAAAGAAGAUAAAACGACAACAGCAUGACUGACACUAGCCAAUGUAAAGUCAAUCAGAGUUACCGUUUUAAAUGGAACAAUUAUCAAAAUCAUCUGUCUAACGUCGUGCGGCAGCUCUUGGAGGAGGAUUGCAUGGUGGAUGUCACUCUAUCCGCAGAUGGUCAACGUAUUCAUGCGCAUCGCAUUGUAUUAUGCGCGUGUAGUAUUUUAUUUCAAGAAGUGUUAAGUCAAGUGACAGAAGAUUAUCCAACGAUUAUUCUAAGUGAUAUAUCUCCUCAGGAUAUAAAGUCAAUUAUCGAAUUCAUAUAUCAUGGAGAAAUUUGUGUUCCUGUUGAAAAUAUCAGUAGCUUACUUGAAGCUGCACUGUCAUUAAAAAUAAAUGGUCUUAUUAAUAUAGAUGGAGUUUAUGAAAAUGAAAUUGUUAAAGGAAAAAAAGAUCAAACAAUGGAAGAAACUAUGUCAAGAGUAGAGGAAAUUCAGGACAAUGCUGAGCCUUUGGAGAAUGAAACUCAUGAACCAAGCACUGCUGAAAAUUGUAUUUCAAAUAAAAAGAAGAAACGACGCCGUGACACUGUAAAGAGAGAAUACAGUGAUGAUAUGUUAGCAUCUGCAAUUAAUGAUUUGAAAUUAGGACAAACUUUAAUAGAAGCUGCUACUAAGCACAAUAUACCACGUUCGACGUUGUACAUGCGGGCAAAAGCAUUAGGCAUACAUUUAAAUGCAUCAAGAAAUGGAUAUCCUGCAGAAUGCAUGAAUGCAGCUAUAAAUGCCGUGAUCAAUGGUUCGAGCUUGCAGCAUGCAUCAGAAAUAUUUAGAAUACCUAAAACUGUAUUAUGGAGGCGUAUACAAAAGGAAGGAUAUCAGAUCUUACGUCGUCAAAUGAAAAGAUCAUAUGCUUUAGACACGAAAGAGGCCGCUGUUAAAGCUUUAGAAAGAGGAGAAAAUUUGACAAAAGUUGCUCUGGAGUUUAAAAUACCAAAGACUACAUUGUUUAGAGAAAAGGCACGGCUAGUAAAUCAAGGUAAAUUACCGUUAUCGUUUUGGAAAAAGCGCAAACCUGAGAAUGAAGAAUCAAAGAAGACGCGAUUAGAAGAGGCUGUAGCGGCUUGUAAAGGUGGCAGAAUGUCGCAGGCUUUAGCGUCUACAACGUAUCGCAUUCCAAAAACUACGAUAUGGCGAAGACUUCAACAAGAUGGAAAAAAAGCGGAAAAAUCAUCAAAUGUGAAAAAGGAACGAUUAACUGAUACACCAGUACUGCAUGACUCUCAGGUGAAAAUACAAGACACGUCCAAUUUCAGUUAUUGCGAGGUUGCAUCAGAAAUACCUAUAACUUAUAUAGACGAGGAUAGUAUACCGCAAGAUUCCGUUAUAAUCCUAACAACGGAAGAAAUGGAUGAAUUAAACUUGGAAGGAGGCAGACAAAUUAUUGUAAAUUCGGUAUGUCAUGAGUCCGGACAAGAAUAUAUUCCAUGUACGAUAAGUAUCGAGAAUAAUUCUAACUAUUCCGAGAGUGAGAGUUAGCGUCAGAAAUUUAAGUAAUUGAAAAGCUAAAUGAAUAGGGAUGGGCGAUACAGAACAAAAUGUUGAUAUUUUGUAUCGCAAUGUAUU
Molecule: messenger RNA, 1775 nt
Organism: Trachymyrmex septentrionalis
Lineage: Eukaryota; Metazoa; Arthropoda; Insecta; Hymenoptera; Formicidae
Exons: 7
Coding region: 192-1688 (498 amino acids)
Biological process (GO): regulation of transcription by RNA polymerase II
Cellular component (GO): nucleus
Molecular function (GO): DNA binding; protein binding
Source: RefSeq, a predicted model, not a curated record